AACGCAGCAGCAUUUAUGUUUCGCUCAAAAGCUUCCAACUUUCUCAUGCGAAAACUAAUCAAAUCGAAUAAUCAAUCUCAAACAAGACGAUUCGCCAAAAUUACAGUUGAUUGAGCAUCCGGGCAUCUCAGUGAUGCAUUGAAGCAUGAAAAUGGCAGAGGUUGUUAAAAAAUUCUUCAUUGCAUCCAUGUUCAUGUGGAUUGCUCCUCUCGCGAUCUUAUUUUGCUUCAAUCAUAAUUUAAUUCCUGUUUAUUCAGGUUUGGCCCAUUUGUCUCCCUAUGGAAUGACAUUGUUAAGUGGAUUACUUGCUGUUUUAUCAGUCAAUAUAGUUAUUGCAUUCUACAUUUAUUUGGCAAUUAAGGAACCUUCAGACAAACACCAGCCAGAUCCUGUAUUUCUUGCCAAGGCCAAAGCUAGUGUCAGCCAGCCCACUGGUGAAGCUGAGAUUUCUUCUGUGGUCUCUAAGAAAGAAAAGUAGGACAGCCAAAGCCUUUCUCAUUUCACCUGUGGAAAGAGUGAAGCCGAACCAUGAUGGCAGAGCUUCUAAUAGCAGAAUAGCUUCAAUCUACUUGUUUGUAUAUCUUAUUUAUGCUGCCAUUUGCUAUUUGUUAAGUUCAAGGUGUAUGAUUAGUGUAAACUCUGUUUUCAGAUUAAUUAAAUAUGCAAUUUUUGUUA
Mangifera indica (mango) is the source of this 675-nucleotide messenger RNA. RefSeq lists its product as uncharacterized. The coding region runs from base 146 to 478 and encodes 110 amino acids. The transcript is spliced from 2 exons. Gene Ontology annotation, cellular component: endoplasmic reticulum membrane. NCBI's taxonomy places the organism in Eukaryota, Viridiplantae, Streptophyta, Magnoliopsida, Sapindales, Anacardiaceae. Gene Ontology annotation, biological process: vacuolar proton-transporting V-type ATPase complex assembly. The record is from RefSeq and is a predicted model, not a curated record.